GUUAACGACAGAUACGGCUCCAACUGAAGAAUUGGAACAUGAAAUUGAGAUACUUUUUUUUUUUUUUUUGCAAACUUUAAAGAUAAAACUCAGAAAAAAUGGUCUCCGAUUAUGACUGAGAUACAGGGCUGUACAGAUUGAUUUUUACAGCUGAAGUUGCAUGAGGAAAAAAACGAAGUCGUACGUCAGCAUAACGUGAUGGAGACCUGGUCCUCCUGUAUCCCACAAUUCAGCGGGUUCCACAAACGGCAGCUCAUCGGUUGAGGCGGGAAGAGAGGAAGAGCAAAACGUUGACACACCAAAAAGGAAGUUUUUGGGGAAGAUGAGGCGGUGUGUUGGUGUGGACGCCGUGGGAAACUGACACUUGUUUGCUUUCUUUUACUAUUGGCGAGAGUUUGACGGGAAUGAGGAGUAAGAAAAUUAAACCGAAAGUAGGGGGGAAGAGAAAGAAAGCAACACUGAAUCAUGUUCCCAGUGAUGUGAUACCAUCCACCAGUCUCCCUCCUCUUGUGGGGGGCCAGCUUAGGUGCUUCCUCAGGGUGACAGUGAGCCGGGUGUUGUGGAUAAUUUCAAAGCCACCCUUGACAGUGAUAGUCAGGCUGCGGUGGUGGGGAGAGUCAUCUGGUGGAACAAACUUUUUCCCACAGUCUGGACCAGAGCAGGGGGCAGUGAGGACCACAGCCCGCUAUGCCAUCCGCUGUGGGCCAAAGCAGUUUACCUCUUACCUCACAGAUAUGGGUACUUUGGUGCUGGAAGCUCUGACUAAACCAGACCAUUUUCCUAUUGGUCGGGUUCAGAUUGCUGGGAUUGCCCAACUGUCUUUGUCCCACUCCAUCAGUGGCUUCUUCACCUUGGUCUCCCCAACAUCUGAAAAGCUGGGAGAGGUGCAGGUGUCACUUGCUCUCGAACCUCUGACAGAUGCAUAUGACAGCAGCAAUUCAGUUUCUACUACAGAUAUGAGCGUUAAUGCAAGAGCACCAGAGGUGUGCCGUACAUCUAAGCAUGCAUCCCAUUCAGAACACUUUGUGGUACGCUCAUCUUCACCUCAUGUCUUGAUCAGUGAUGGAAAGAAGUCAAACGGAAGUAGCUUGCUGAACACACCAAGGGGAAAAGACCAUGUUUACUUCCAAACAACUGGUAGCAAUGAGAAGGAUGCCCUUUCAUCUGAGAUUAGAUCAGAACAAGUUAUGAGGAAGCCCAAACCCUCGUCAGGCAAAUCCCCCCAUGAAGAGUUGAGCCAUGUUGCAGUUCAGGGUUUCAGUUCUUCCCCUCAAAGCCCUGAUGCUGACUGUCAGAAUUCCAAAGACAUCCUCUCAGUUCUGUUAGAUCGAGGUAGUAAGCUUCGAAAUGCCAUGGUAGUGUCAGCACUGAAAUCCACCCUCGAUUCUGAAAUGAUCCUGAGGGACAUUCCCCUCCCGGUGCCAAAGGACAACAUCACUGCAAUAACAGCUCUGCCAUCCGUGCACUCUUCGGGGAAGCUGUUGCAAGACCUCCUGCGUCCAGAGCCCAGCCUCAUCUAUCCUCAGGAGGACCAGCACUCCCCUGAGGAACCUAGUCACAUUUGGGUCCCUGACACAGAGAAAAGGGCUAUUGAGCUGCUCUUGGGCAGCCCGGAUGGAUUAGUGCUUCCAUUCUGGGAUGGAGAAGGUUCCCCUCCCGAUCUUUCCUCUGGAGCCAGCAGUGUGUGCGGGAACAGUGAGUUGGGUGACCCACACUAUGACCAGAGCCUCCUGGAGAAACUGUUCUAUAGAGCCCCAUUGCAGAUGUUGGAUACCAGUUCAAAUGACUUUGUUGGUGAGAAAGACUCCAGGACCCCCGGAAAAAAGCAGAACAGUCCUUCUGGAAGGGAGGAAAUGGCAGAGCAUCCAAGAGAGUCUGAUGGCAAGAACAGUGUUGGUAGACUGGUCCAGGAAGAUGCAAUGCAUAAUUCAAAAACUGCCGUAGUGCCCAGUUUAAGUCUGGACCAGAUUGCCAUGCUGGGUCAGGUCAGAAUGGUCAGAGUGCUGGUUCACACACUGAACAUCCCCACAGAGACCCCACCUACGGGCAAUCGACUCCACCCUCUACCAAGCUGGAAAUGCACGUAUUUUGUAGAGUAUUCAUUUCCUGUUGCUUCUGCUAAACAUGAUGGAGGUCCAAUAACCAUGACUAAAGAACUGACCAGACUAGCCUCUUCUAAAGCUGAUGGAGGAGUGGUGAGUUUUCAGCAGCAUGGACUCUUCCAAGUUCAGUUUAUUAGCACAACAAUUGAGCAUUGGUGGAACACAGAACUUACAUUUACCAUCUACUCCAGGAAAGGCUCUCAGAAAAAGCCACUACCCAUUGGAAAAGCCAUAUUUCCUCUGCGCUCCAUGCUACAAAGCAAUCAUUUGAGCAAAACCGCAAUCCUGCCAGUGCUCGGCUUGGAGGGAGGUGUGGAGGUGGGACAGAAAAUGCAAGACCUGGGUUCUCUCAAGGUGACACUUGAAAUGGAUGUGGGCAAAAAAAGUUUCCCAUCUGUAAGUGGUUCCAAAGCCCCUUCUCAGCUUCCUCAACAUCCCUCCAGCCCACAUGAGAAGACUGCCUUAUUAUCUGAUGACCUUAGCACUCCUGUGCAAAGUCUUAAGUUAUACAACAGCAAUGCCUCAGUUGGUUUUGUGAACAAGCAAAGAACAGAUUUAAUUCCUGUCCAGGACAUGUUAUGUCCCCCACCCCACUCCAUUCUUCCUGUUGGUAAGCCCCUCCAGCAACCUGAAGAAAACAGUCUUUUGCUCCAUGUCCUGCUUAUGAUACCAAAUGGCAGGGAUUUCAGCUGUGGGCCGGCCCAGACAUACCUCAUGUGUAAGCUGUUUGGAACUGAUGAGUCCAGCAAGUCAGCAGUCAGCUGGGGCCAAACCUAUCCAACUUUCAACUUUAUACAGGUUGCCCCUGUGACCAUGACCUCCAGGCUGUUGGAACGGAUGAAGAACAAUGUGAUGGUGAUUGAGGUGUGGCAGAAAAGAAGCACUUUUUGGCAGGAUCGGCUCCUGGGAUUGGUCAAGCUGCCCCUCCACCAGUUCUACGUCUGUUUCAGAGACCCCAAGAUAUCCCAUCUGCUGUUACGGGCACAGUACCCUGUUGUAGGGGUGGACAGCUACAUGCCUGUGGUGGAUGUUUCCUCAGGCAGCAGCCACGGACACCUACAGGUCCUUCUGGCUAUGGGCCUCGCAGAACAGAUAGCCUCCCUGCAGCAACUGAGGGGCAAGGACCUCAUUUUCAUGUCUCAACCCAUAAGACCACUCCAUUUGUUGGACCCAGGAUCACUCCCAGAACCAAUGGUCAACAUGGGGCAUUCAGAAGUUAUGACAGAGCACAUGUUCCAGUUUCGGGUGGAAAGGGUGAAGGGGCUUGUGCCACUGCAGUCCACGGUGUGGGGGGAGGCUGACUGCUAUGUUCAGUACACUUUCCCAGCCUGGGACCAGGGCAGAGCACAUAAGGUGGACCCUCAUUCCCCAGAGAAGAGUGCGGACCUCAUACAGUUUCGUACAGCCACCACAUUGUGUGUCCCCGACCCUGUCUUCAACCAUAGUGAGACUCAUGCUCUACUGACACCUGUUGGGGUCCCUAUCCAGAGGCUGUUGCUCCAUUCCUUUUCUGGCCAUGGCACCGAUGCGAGACCUGGUAUCCAGUUCGAGGUUUGGUGUAGGUAUUACUAUCCCAGUGUUCGGGACCAGUUGGUAGCUAAAGGGCUGCUGCCCCUGUCCAAACUGUGUGCCAUGGUCACUAUGCAGGGUGAAGGGCAGAUUGGCCCCCAGGUCUUCUCCCUUCCUCUUGUGCCCAGAACUGAGAGCUCCCCUGGCUAUCAGCCACAGCCUUCAGGAUUGAUUGAUGUCUCUGUCCACUACAAGCAUCGAUCAGUUAGAACAAAAGAUGUGCGAUAUGGGCCUGUGGCUCUUCAGGUUGUGAUGCUAGCCAUCCAUAUUCACAGAGCAGCAGGACUUCAGGCAGCAAUGCGGGCAAUGGCAAGACAUGACAGCAGGUUUCAGUACUACUCUAAUGUAGGAGUCAACUCAUACAUUGUUGUGGAGCUCUCCUUCCUCCCAGAGAGUGAGAGGAGAAGCACACGAGUAGUGGCACAGUCCUUCUGCCCUGAGUUUGAGCACCACAUGGAGAUCCCAUGCAGCCUGCUUACUCAUAGGGUUCAAGGAGAGACCUGCAGCCUUGCUGAACUGCUUGAUGGUGGCACCGCCAUCUUCACCGUGUACCACCAAGAAAGCCACAAGGUGGAUCGUCCAGCACCCAGUGACACUGUUUUAGGGACAGUGAAAGUCCAGCUGACAGACCUUGUACACAAAAGCACAGGAAUUUCUGGCUGGUUCCCACUUUAUUGGCCCCAGAGUUCAGAGAUGUUUAAUUUGCACCAUAGUCCAAUUGGGGGACUACAGUUGUCAAUAAACUUUGCACAUCAUUCGGACAGAGAAUGGGUAAUAAGCUCUGCCAGAGAUCUGGGCUGGGAGGUGGAUGGAGAGGAGCAGGAAAAGGAAGAAGAAGGCCUUUGUAGUGAUAGGGAACAGACUGUGUCUGUGGCCGUGUCUAUACCCAGGUUGUGGGUGCCCCUGCACUGCCUGCAACUGCCUGGUCAAGUCGGUCUGGAACGGUCCACCUACUGCUACUUCCGGUACAAACUGUACGACAUGGAUGCCUUCUGCUCCCCACUAAAACAUCCAUCCCUGAAGGAGGAACACAGAGAGGGGUAUGCUAUAGCAACAAUGGCAUUUAGGAGCUACCAGACAGUGGAGCUGAGGAGCACCCCACCUCUGCACUGGUAUCUGCUGGAGGAAACUCUGGAGAUACAGGUGUGGGUAGCUUUCGGGAAACACAAGAGGCCUCGCCCACAUGACACAGACAGACUGGUGGGCUCAGCCUAUGUGGACCUCUCUUCACUGGCCAAGAGAGGGCAGCAGAAGUUGACCCUCACAGGGGUGUAUCCACUUUUCAAAUGCUCUGCCCCUGACCUCUCUGGAGCUGCCCUAAGGGUGCAUAUUACCAUGACCCAUAACAUGGGCACUUCGCUCUUUUGUGAGCCAGGUCCUGUCAUUGAGAGUGAAGGUGAGCACAACAUUUCCGGAUUAGAGGACACAGAGGAGGACGAUCACCCUCAUGCAGUCUUGUCAGACACACCAAACAGACUUCAGAAACAGAUAUCCAUGUGUUCUGAAAUUCCUCAAUCUCAGAAGGCAGAGCUGAAUGCAGGAAACACCUUUGCUGUGUGUAUUACUGUGGAGAGAGCUAUGCAUCUAAGCCUUAAAGGAAACCCUCUAGUAGAGAGCAAUGGGGCAAUCCCCAGCUGCUGCGUGUUGUAUUCCACCACUGAUUCCUCAAAUCCCAUUAUGACACCUGUAGUGCAGGACAGUGACUGCCCUGUGUGGGACCAUCAGCAGGAGAGCAGGCUUUCAAAGCAGCUUCUUCUGGAUCCACAACAGACUUUGGUUUUCAAAGUUUGGCACAAAGGAGAUGUGGAGCGGGUGAUUGGGUUUGCCUCUGUGGAUCUCUCCCCUCUCCUUGUGGGAUUCCAGUCUGUGUGUGGCUGGUACAACAUCACUGACUUCAAUGGGCAGUGCCAGGGGCAGCUCAAGGUGUCAGUUUCACCCCUGGAGGACAUACAAGACCUGCAGGCUUUGAGGAAGAAAGCGAACGAUGAGGACCCAAAGGAUUCUGCUGUCCUGUUCCAGCCCUCAGCAGUGUAUCACACCUCAGCCAUGUACAACACUUUCCCCACCCACAUCAGCCGCUACCCAGAGCAGAGGAUCAUUUCCUCUCCUGACCAACAGGAAGCAUUGUUCUCUGGAAGGUCCAGUGUUGUCGACCGCCAUGAAGAGCAUGUUUCUGAGGUUCGCAUGUACCACCAAAACCUGUCUGAGGGACAGGUGCUGCCCCAUGGCUGCAGUGCUGAGGAUACCCUCCCUUCCAGCUCUGCAUUGUUGUCAGCACUCAGGAAGAACCUGAGCGAGUUGGAUGAUAUCCAGAAGUACUUUAGCCGCAAGCUGUCUGCACCAGUGCUUUCAGGCAUGUUGGAAGAAGAUCAAAGUUCCUGGCUGGAAGGGCACAUAGAGUCCCAAGCAAAUGCUGCACAGCUCUUGCUGAAGUCAGACUUCCUGGUGGGGGAAGUCAGAAGCCUAUAUAUGGGUAUUCAGGGAAACUAUCCACAGACAUCAAAGAGUGUUUUCAGUGACCCUAUCCAAAGUGAAGACAAGGCCCUACCCACAGCAGAGAGCAAAACUACCCAGGUUCUCAACUGUCAAACCCUAACCGAGCAUCUGAAAGACAGAGAUUCUCCUUCCCCAUCUGUUCCAGAGAAUUAUGAAGUUGAUAGUGAAUUGUUCAUGGAUGAUGAAGGCAAGAGUAAAGGAUCUCAUAAUGAAGGUGUAGAGGAAGACGAGGAAGAGUAUGAGGAGACUGUGAUUGAACCCAGAACACUUAAUGAGGUCGCUUCAGUGACAGACAAAACUAGCCCCUGGACAAGUGUUAUUUCUGAACCAGACUUGACUUCCCUAGAAAGCCUGGAAGAGUCAGAGGAAGCACCUGCAAAGGACUGCCCACAGGGUGAACCCUGCUCACCUGGUACUGAGGAGGACCAGGAACUCAAAAUACUUGAACAUGAAGCCCCACAGGUUAGCCAGCUCAAUCAGUCUACUGACAAAAAAGCACAGAGUUUGUUAGCUGAAGAAGCUUCCAAGUCAGCAUCUCUCUGUCUACCUGACCAGCCAUCAGGUGAUAAUUGGACUGUUGACAAGGCUGUUCUGGGCCAAGAUGAAGAUUCUGAGGAAGACUUUCCAAAGUCACAUGUGUCAGAAAGUAUCUUGGAUAUGACUGCCAAUCAUUCAGAAAUUGCUUGCUCUCCCAGAGAAGACAAGGGGAUUCAGCUCCUUGAUCGUGUGGGGAUCCCAAAUUUCUUCCUUCCAGUCCAUAACCUGGAGGCUUCCAUGAGGGCCCUGCAUCUGGCUCCAGUUUUCCCAACUGCUCAUCCAACUGCAAUGCGUUUGUCAUUUCAGACACAAAGACCGGAUCAGCCAGGAUUACCUUUUCGAAGAGCUCCACGACCAAGGCUCAAUAUGUCUUCUACAAACAACGAGGAAACAAAGAGAAUUGCAAAGAUAUUUGCAUCUCAUUUUCCAGAUGAUAAAUAGUCUUGGUGGUUUUUACACCUUGAAAAAUUAUGUGAUUGAAUCAUUGCUGUUUAGGCUGCAAUGUAAAUGUAUAAAUAAUGUAUGUAAUUAUACUCUGAAGGUCAUGUACAGUAAUGUAAGCAAUGUAGAUCAUGAGAUUUUAAUAAUUCUGACUUUGUAAUGCAUUUAUGAUUUGCAGUGUUUUUAUUAAUAAAUUUUUUGUUUUGUA
Molecule: messenger RNA, 7353 nt
Organism: Scleropages formosus (Asian bonytongue)
Lineage: Eukaryota; Metazoa; Chordata; Actinopteri; Osteoglossiformes; Osteoglossidae
Gene: c2cd3
Product: C2 domain containing 3 centriole elongation regulator
Exons: 34
Coding region: 405-7145 (2246 amino acids)
Biological process (GO): centriole elongation; cilium assembly; protein localization to centrosome
Cellular component (GO): centriole; microtubule organizing center; centriolar satellite
Source: RefSeq, a predicted model, not a curated record